AUUAGCAACAAAAAAUGCUUGCGUUGAAGCAGGUUUAAAUUUGUUGGGCAUGAUUAACGAGCCAACAGCUGCUGCUCUUGCUUAUGGUCUAGAAGAAAAGUUUCAAGAAAAAAAGAAUAUUCUUAUAUUUGACCUAGGUGGUGGCACCACUUUUGACGUUACGGUGCUCACUGUAGAAAACAGCAAUUUUAAUGUUAAAUCAACUUCUGGUAACUGCCAUUUAGGUGGGGAAGAUUUUAACAAUCUUUUAGUUACGUAUGUAGUCAAUGAAUUUAAAAACAAGCAUAAAAUAGACUUGACAACAAACAAAAGAGCUGUUUGUCGAAUUCGUGCAAAAUGCGAAGAAGCCAAACGAUUUCUUUCUUCAACUUUUGAUACUACUAUUAUAAUUGAUUCAAUUUAUAAAAACAUUGAUUUGGAAAUUGUUAUCACUCGAGAUUGUUUUGAAAAACUUUGUCAUGACCUUUUUAAUUUAACAUUGGAAUCGGUGAAAAAUGCACUACAAGAUGCAAAUCUUGAAAAAAAUGAAAUAGACAAUAUUCUUCUCAUUGGUGGUUCAACUCGUAUUCCUAAAGUGCAAGAGUUGUUGAAAGAUUUUUUUGACGGCAAAAAUUUAUCUAAAUCUAUAAACCCUGAUGAAGCUGUAGCUUAUGGAGCAGCAAUCCACGCUGCAUUUCUUCAUAAGCAAGCUAACGACACAUUGAUUCCAAUGCUUCAAAACCUCCAACUUACUGAUGUCACACCAUUUUCGAUUGGCACUGAUUUUGGUAAAGAUGACAAAAUGGAUUUUGUUAUUAAACGAAAUUCAAAAAUUCCCUCUAAAUCAUCACAAACAUAUAUAACUGUUAAUGAUAANUUGUUAGGUUUUUUUAAAAUUGAUGGAAUCCCUCCUGCUCCAAUUGGUAAAGAAAAAGUUGAUGCUACUUUUGAAAUUGAUAACAACGGAAUACUUAAUGUUACAGCA
This is a messenger RNA of Rhagoletis zephyria (snowberry fruit fly), 964 nucleotides long. RefSeq names its product heat shock cognate 71 kDa protein-like. Gene Ontology annotation, molecular function: ATP-dependent protein folding chaperone; ATP binding. The record is from RefSeq and is a predicted model, not a curated record. NCBI's taxonomy places the organism in Eukaryota, Metazoa, Arthropoda, Insecta, Diptera, Tephritidae.